GGAAAGUCCACAUUCAUUAACGCAUUCGUCAAUUAUUUGUCAUUUGAAAGUCUCAAUGCGGCCAAUGGUCAGCCCAUAUGUUUAAUUCCGGUUAGUUUUACAUUGAGUGACCCAACGACAGGGUUACCCAUUAAGGUAACACUCGGUGAACAAGAUGUAAAUGAAAGGUCUAGUGAUACGACAUUGUCAGCCACACAAUACCCAAAAUGUUAUAAAUUUCAAAACGACGACAUUGUGCUCAAUAUAAUCGAUACGCCGGGAAUUGGGGACACGGAUGGUGUGGAUCAGGACAAUGAAAAUAUGCAAAAUAUAUUAGACUUUAUUAGCAAUUAUAAAGAAAUUAAUGCCUUUUGUGUGCUUUUAAAGCCAAACGAAGCGAGAAUUGAUGUACUGUUUAAGUAUUGUUUGAUUCAAUUGUUCACUCAUUUGAAUAAAAGCGCCGCAAAUAAUAUACUAUUUCUGUUCACAAACUCCCGGAGCACUCACUAUAUGCCCGGGGAAUCCGGACCCGCUUUACUGAACAUAUUAUCCAAAAUGAAGACAAACCCUCCAAAUGUUGACAUCCAUUAUAACAAGAAUACAAUCUAUUGUUUCGAUUCCGAGUCCUUUCGAUAUCUCGUGGCUUCGGUUCUGCCAAAUAAUAUUGAAUUUGACCCGAGAUUUAAGUCAAUUUAUAAUGAAAGUUGGGAUCGAUCUGUCACCGAAUGUCAGCGACUAUUCAAUUACAUAACACAACUGCCGGCACACCAAGUGAUGGACACACUAUCCCUCAAUAACGCCAAACAAAUCAUACAAUUACUAACCAAACCGUUGGCCGACAUCACGAAGAAUAUCGCGGAUAACAUAAACCAAUGCCAAACAUAUAACACUCAAACCAAACAUGUGUUGGAAAGAGAGUGUAAACUACCUGUUAUUGAAUUAAAAUCCAUACCAUUAAGUCAGCCAAUGACUGUGUGCGGCGUUGACGGAUGCAAAACUACCAUGGUGCUUAAUGGCGUAACGAGCGCAAAAUACUCCACGCCAUGUCAUUCACCAUGUUAUUUAAAUUUCAAUGAUGGUAGUAUUGUGGGCAAUAGAGGUUUGCUCGGGUGUAAUGCUUUCAACAAACACGGCGGCAAAGAUCAUUACCGUGAUAAAUUUAAACACCCGCACUCAACAGCGGUCACCAAUAGCAUUUUGAAACAGGCUGACUCAGUGUUGGGCAAGUUUACC
Messenger RNA from Medioppia subpectinata, 1212 nucleotides. The record is from the annotation of a GenBank genome assembly. Lineage: Eukaryota; Metazoa; Arthropoda; Arachnida; Sarcoptiformes; Oppiidae.